CAUUCUCUCAGAGUAUCGCAUGCCGUCUGUCAAACGCCGACUCGAGGAGCAGACCGAGGCGCAGUCGUUCCCUGGUGCUUCAGCAGCAACCCCAUCAUCAUCAUCGAGCAAGCAGAAGCCCAGCACGAGCACCAGCAGCAGCAGCAACAGUAAGGCUGUGCGAACCGAGUCCGACGUUGACGCGACCAGCGCAAGAACCGAUUACAAGCAGCAGACCAAGCAGACCAAGCAGACCAAGCAGCAGACCCGUCCCUCGAAUGAUACUCGUGAUCACGAUGCUGAUGCUGAUGCUGAUGAUGCUGAUGAUGGAGUGCCGGUCGUGGUGAGCAACAAGAGCAAGUCAGCGACUGCGCCUCGUGGCACCGCUGCGCAUCCACAUGGUGGUGGUGGUGGUGAUGGCAAGCAGCCUGCGUCCAGCAAGCGUGAUGGCGCGACCAGCAACGCCUCAUCAGCAACAGCAGCAGCAGCAGCAGCAGCAGCAGCAGCAGGAACUGACAAGCGUCGUGCUGACAAGGAAGGCGGCGCGACGGGCAACAAGCAGAAGCAGGACACCAAGAAGAAGAGCAACAAGAAGAACAAGUUCAAGGCACCGACGGACGCUGAUAUCUACUACGACGACGACGACGACAACGAGGACAUGGCCGAGUCUGCGGACGGAGGCGAUCGCGCGGGCGGCGACGACAACGACGAGGAGCACGAGCACGAUCAGCGACUCGGACGGUCGCUCAAGUGGCGCAACGUCGAGAUCGACCCGUCCAUCUUCACAACCACUGAGGGAAUGGACGGCUUCCUCGGCCUGGAGGAAAUCGACGAUUGCGACGUGCUCUACGACGAUCUCGGCGAUGCUCGCGCGAACGGACAGAGCGGCAAAGUCGUCAAAUUCAAGCGUGUCAAAAACAUGGAGGCGCUGCGAAUCCGACGAGCAUACGAACGCAAUCUGCAGCGUGACCAGGAGCGCGCCGUCGCAGACGCAUGGACUGUGACUUCCGAAGAGGCCACGGGUAAAGCCAAGAAGGGCGCCGCAACAAAGCCCGCCGCUGCCACCAAAGUUAGCGAAAAGCCGGCUGCAUCUGCUGUCAAAGAGGCAAGCUCAAAGAAGGGUAAGGCGGCUCCCACGGCGGCAGAAGUGACUGCUCCCGCCGCCCCCGUCUUGUCCAAGAAGGCCGCUCGCAAGGCUGCUGCUGCUGCUGCUGCUGCCGCCGCCGCCGUUGCCACUCCUGAUACCUCUGAUAACGCGGAUGCUCAAGCCGCCGAUGUAGAUGCUGAUACAGUCGACGCUUCCUCACAAGGGCGUGCGCCAGUCACGGACAUGUCUGAGUGGAAUGGAUUCGGAUUGCACGAACUUCUCAUCAAGGGACUGGCCACUGCGGGCUAUGCUCGACCCACCCCGAUCCAACGCGAGGCACUGUUGAAGGGGUUGCGCGAUUACCAGGACAUUAUUGGUGCUUCCGAAACUGGCUCGGGCAAGACGCUGGCAUUUGCUCUGCCAAUUCUUCAAGUCAUCUUGAACGGACGCGACAAGGAAGCAGCACGAGAAAGUCAAAACGGCGACGACAACGAAGCCGAAACGGACGCAGCCUCCAAGAAGGUUUUCAAGAAUCGACCCUUGUCGGCGCUCAUUUUGACCCCGACACGUGAACUCGCAAGUCAAAUUCGCGAGCAAAUUGUCAAAGUCGCCAAAUUCACAGAUAUUUCCGUUGUGACUGUGAUUGGAGGCCUGUCGGCGGAAAAGCAGCGUCGUGUGCUCAGCUACUGCCCAGACAUUGUCGUCGCCACUCCUGGUCGACUGUGGGAUUACAUGUCGCAGGGCAACCAGCACUUGACCGAGCUGCGCUACUUGCGGCACUUGGUGCUUGAUGAGGCUGAUCGCAUGGUUGCCACGGGCCACUUUGAAGAACUGACCAAGAUUCUUGCCAUUCUUCCUGUUCAGAACCAGCGAUUUGCCGAGACAGACGAAGUCCGUGCGACCAAACACGACGAAAUUUUGCCUCGCGCAGACGCUUCCAAGUCCAAAAAGAGCAAAGGUCGCGCUGCGCCGAUGCAAGUCGACGAGGACGACGAAGAGUUUGAUGGCGUGGACGAGGAGGAGCUCGAGAAUGCGGAUGGCGAUGAAGAACCUGCCGAAGACGCUGACGAGGACGAGCUUGACGAAGACGACGAUGAUGACGCCGAAGAAGACGUCGAAGACGACGAGAUGCAAGUGGAUGACGAUGUCGAGGAUGACGCCGUCGACAAUGUCACUGAAGCCGAGGAAGGCGAAGAUGGCACUGCGGCUUCGUCGGAGGACCAGGCUGCGUUCGACAGUGUUCUCGAAAAGCUCCGUCCGUUUGUUAAACGUCAAACGUUCGUCUUCUCGGCCACAAUGACCCUCGAUCGCGAGUCGUUCCGUAAAUCGCGUCGCGUUGUUUCCAAAAAGAAGAAAGUCGAUCGCUCCCCGUUGGCGGUCGUGCUGCGACAGCUUGACAUGCAGGACGACCCCGCAAUCAUCGACUUGUCGGGCAAGCGAGGCCUUGCUCAGACAUUGACAGAGGCUAAAAUCUCUUGCUUGAAGGAGGAGAAGGACAUGUACUUGUACUACCUGCUCAAGCGCUUCCCUGGCCGGACGCUUGUUUUCGUCAACUCGAUCGACUGUAUUCGUCGUGUCGUUUCCAUCUUUGUGCUUCUUGGUCUCAAGCCACUGCCCUUGCACGCCAAUCUUCAACAGCGUCAGCGCAUGAAGAAUUUGGAUCGCUUCCGUGCCGAUCCCAACUCGUUUAUCGUUGCGACGGACGUUGCGGCCCGUGGUCUAGACAUUGCUGGCGUGGAUCACGUCAUUCAUUACCAAAUGCCGCGAGACCCUGAGACGUAUGUGCAUCGCGCAGGCCGUACAGCUCGUGCCAAUGCAGCUGGCAUCAGCAUUUGCGUUGUUGGUCCCGAAGAUUUGAAGGGCUUCCGUGGCAUCUGCUCCGCUCUUGGUCGAGAGGAUGGCAUUCCGUCCUUCCCGAUCGACGCCCAAUUUUUGGCGGGCAUCAAGAAGCGCCUGUCCCUUGCACGCCAAAUCGACCAGUUUGAGCACAAGGCGCGAAGUGACAAGCAGCAUAACGAGUGGUUCAAGAAGGCGGCACAAGAAGCCGACAUUGAACUGGACGAGGAUUUGCUGGUUGGCGAAGAAGUUGAAGAUGCCGAUAGCGGUCGUCCCCGACACAACCAGGCGUCGUCCAAGAAUGGCAAACAAAGCAGCAAGCUUUCGCGGGAGGAGCAAAAGCAACGCGAUUUGCGCGCUCAGCUUGAGGCGUUGCUCAAGAAGCCCCUGCUGGCCCAGUCCACCUCCAGCAAGUUCCUCACAACGAGUGCCGAUCCCAACCAUACCAAGCGACUCUUGUCAUCGGACGGAGACUGGGCCAAGCUGGAGCAGGCUGCACUUCCUGCUGUUCAACAGAUGUCCAAGCACUGAAUACUUGCCUGAUGAUGUUCCCAGUGUUUAUCUUUUGCUCUGUUUUAUUACAAGGCAAUUUAUUCGGGG
Molecule: messenger RNA, 3502 nt
Organism: Capsaspora owczarzaki ATCC 30864
Lineage: Eukaryota; Filasterea; Ministeriida; Capsasporidae
Product: ATP-dependent RNA helicase DDX24
Exons: 12
Coding region: 20-3433 (1137 amino acids)
Cellular component (GO): nucleolus
Molecular function (GO): nucleic acid binding; ATP binding; RNA helicase activity
Source: RefSeq, a predicted model, not a curated record